Messenger RNA from Leptopilina heterotoma, 1294 nucleotides. RefSeq names its product N-acetyltransferase family 8 member 3-like. The record is from RefSeq and is a predicted model, not a curated record. Gene Ontology annotation, molecular function: N-acetyltransferase activity. Bases 169 to 960 code for a protein of 263 amino acids. NCBI's taxonomy places the organism in Eukaryota, Metazoa, Arthropoda, Insecta, Hymenoptera, Figitidae. The transcript is spliced from 2 exons.
AAAAUAUUUCAGCGUGGCAACUGGCAGAAGACAAAAUAAAGUUAAGCAAAACAAUGAUCUUGGAUCAUAUGUUGAUGUCAAUUGAUAGUAAUAGAGAAAAUUGAAAAAAAACAAGCAAAUAUUGAGAACAGUAUUAUUUAUUAUGCACAGUAUUUUUUUUCUUCAAAAAUGAGUCACAUAAUUGUAAUAAGAAGUUAUAAGCCCGGCGAUGAAUUAAAUUGUCGCCAUAUAAUAAAGGAGGGCGUAAUGUCAUCGAUGAAUGCAGCAUUUUUAGGAAAUGUUGUCAAGGAAUUUACUUUUCAAAUGAUGAUUCUUGUUGCUGCAGUUUUAUUCAUUUUCUUUGGUUUACCAUUUUUAAUUUGUUUCACUGCAAUUCCGGCCGUUAUUUUCUUCACGUAUUUAGCAUCAUUUAUUGCGCACACUACAAAAGUUAUGGAAGUUUAUCAGGAAAUUGAUAAUAUAUCGAGAUUGUACAUGUCGAAUGCAUUUUCCUGCUUUUGGAUUGCCGAAGCCUAUGAGCCGUUUAUAAUGACUCGAAAUCCAAAAGAUGUGCAUUAUACAAUAAUGUCUGAACAUCAGUUUCGAACGUCAAAUAUCGAUGUCUCUUCACAAGCGAAGAGAAUCGUUGGUACCAUUGGAUUAACCAAGAGUCGCAAUAUCGAAAAAGGUGCCUGGAUUAAGCGACUUUGUGUUCACAAAAAGUAUAGAAGAAAAGGUAUUGCCACGUAUCUUUUAAAUGCCGCUGUUCAAUUUUCCAUUAAACAAGGUUACAGUUGUGCAAAUAUCGUCGCUUCCGAGUACACUGAGGGCGGAAGAGAAUUAUGUCUGAAUAAGGGAUUCGAAUUACAACAAAUAUACAACAAACCGGUUGUAGGAACACUCAUUACGACUUUAAUGUUUGAACUGUCGUAUACAAUUAAAAAUGAUGACUUUUAUGGAAAUUCACGAAAAUACGACUGAAUUGGUUUACUUUAUACAGUAAUUAUUCUAAAGUUUUUAAUGAAUAUUGAGCAGACGGACAAAAUAAACUUUUGAUAAGAAAUUUGUGUUUUUAAAUUUAUAUCCUGCUCACUUGAUGUCUACUACAUUAUUUCUUUAUAAAUAGGUAAAAAUUAUUAAAUGAUUUAUUUUUUUUAUCAAGUGAUGCAAAAAGUUGGAAGAAGAGAUAUAUUUACGUUGUUUAUAUUAUAAAAUGUAAAGUAAUACAAAUUUUAUACAAAUUAAAGUGUACUAUAAACUUUAUGUAGACCAAUGCCUUUAAUGUAUACAUUAAAUUUUACUUUUUUAUAUUAUA